AUACCUUUAAUUAUGGCCAAUCCAUCAAAUAUAAACUUCGGUAAUAAGUUUGUAAAUACCAUUUCAACUAGUGCUGAAGCCAUAGGUUCAUAUUUACCCUUUUUAAAUGCGUUGAAUGCUCUGGUUAAAGAAAUAAAUCAAAUAUACGAGAACGCAGAAUGUAAUAAAGAAAUUUGUUUAAUUAUGACGGAUCGAGUAGCAGUUGCAGAAGCUGCUAUAAGAACAAUGUUAGAAAGAAAUCAUAGCGAAGAUUUUUAUCAAAAAUAUUUGUUGUCCCUAAAAAGAUUUGAAAAUAAUUUGAUAAAUAUUAAGGAAUUUACUAAUAAAGUAUCAAAGCUCGAAGGCUAUAGAAAAUAUUUAAACGCAACAGAAAUUAAAAAAACGUAUGAAAAAUUAAUAAAAGAUUACGAUACAUCUAUGAACGAUCUACAAUUUACUAUAGCAGUUGUUAGAGAAAAUGCAAAUCAAAAUGUAGAUACAUCUUUAAGGAACGUUGACGAG
This is a messenger RNA of Scutellospora calospora, 501 nucleotides long. NCBI's taxonomy places the organism in Eukaryota, Fungi, Glomeromycota, Glomeromycetes, Diversisporales, Gigasporaceae. The record is from the annotation of a GenBank genome assembly.